Oryzias melastigma (Indian medaka) is the source of this 2187-nucleotide messenger RNA. It is a transcript of the gene eif2d, whose product is annotated as eukaryotic translation initiation factor 2D. The transcript has 15 exons. NCBI's taxonomy places the organism in Eukaryota, Metazoa, Chordata, Actinopteri, Beloniformes, Adrianichthyidae. The record is from RefSeq and is a predicted model, not a curated record. The coding region runs from base 269 to 2041 and encodes 590 amino acids. Gene Ontology annotation, molecular function: RNA binding; translation initiation factor activity. Gene Ontology annotation, biological process: translational initiation; formation of translation preinitiation complex.
AAAUCUUCUUGCGGAACUAAUGUUUUCUCGCAGUGAGGUGCAGAUUCACGGGGGAAGUAAAUAUGCGACGGACUGCCGAGUCCAGCGAGGACCGGGGACAUUUGACUGAAAAUUAAUAUUGAUUGUAAAUUCAGUAACCGCUAUUCGUGUGGGGAACAUAAAUAACUUAAAAUGAAGUGCUCAUAAACCCAAAUACUUUAAAGUUAUUGACGUAGCGAGCGUGCAAAUUAAUUUAAUGACACGCUAGUUAGUUUGUUUUUACGAAAAGAUGUUCUCCAAACCAUUUCGAGUUAAAUCUAACACUGUCAUCAAAGGAUCCGACAGGAGAAAACUAAAGGCAGACCUACUGUCAGCGUUUCCCUCCCUGUCUCCUGAUGACAUUUCUGAGCUGGUGCCCAACAAAGAAGAGUUAAAUGUUGUGAAGAUCUAUGCACACAAGGGAGAAGCUGUGACUCUUUAUGUCCUGCAGAAAAAUCCAUUGUUCUUUGAAGUGGAUAAACGCCUUUUCCCCACAGUGUAUCUGCUAUGGCGUCAUCCUGCUCUGAUUCCAGUUUUUCAAACAUGGCCUCCUGUGCUUCAGAAGUUAAUUGGAGGAGCUGAUCUCAUGCUGCCUGGAGUGGUGGUGCCGUCCCGUGGUCUUCCAGAGGUGAAGCAAGGAGACUGCUGUGCAGUUACACUAGUGAACAACAAGGCUCCCAUUGCAGUUGGCAAAGCUGCGGUGUCGACGUCAGAGAUGACCAGUUUGGAAAUGAAAGGGAGAGGACUUUGUGUUCUUCACACAUACAUGGAUUAUCUCUGGGCAUUUGGAGAUAAGUCAAACCCUCCUUCCCUGUCAGAUCCAGAAAGUGAAGAUCAAGAAAACGGCGAGGAAUGUGAGACCAGCGAGCAGGAAGCAGAGAUGGAAUUUGAGAAGAGUGAGGAGCGCCAGAGUCCUGGUGAAACUGUCUCCGAUCCAGCUUGCUGUGGUUUGGAGGAACUGAUACUAACUGAAACGGAGGAAGAUAAAGGUGAACCUUCCAGUGAACUCGAGGAGGAGCACCAGGAGGAAAAGAAAACACCCCAAGAGGAAAUGGAUGCCCUGCUGUUGCAAUGCUUCUUUCAUGCCCUCAAGAGCAAAGUGAAGAAGUCAGAGCUCCCGCUGUUGACCAGCACAUUUCUGCGGAACCACAUGUUCUCCUGCUGCCCAAGUGGAAAGCAACUUGAUAUCAAGAAGUCCAGCUAUAAAAAGCUGUCUAAGUUUCUGCAGGUCAUGCAGCAGCAGUAUAAUUUUAUGCGAGUAAAAGAGCUCUCCAAAGGUGUAGAAAGCAUCGUGGAAGUGGACUGGAAAAAUCCAGACUUGCGUUCCUUUUGCGUUCCGGAGGAGACCAGUGUGGAGACAACUACCAUUCAAGAAGAAGUGGAAGAAGAAUCGUAUCACCCUCCAGAGAUCACAACGUUGUACUCUGUGUCAGCUCGGGUGGAGCCUCUCUUUAUUGAUGCAAAUAAGAGGAAAGGAGCAACACUGCAUCCUGCAGAAGUAAGAAGUAUUAUCACAGAUUAUGUGAAGAAGAACGAACUGGUGGACGCAAAUAAUAAGAAUUACGUGAUUAUAAACCCAACUCUGUGUGACUGCUUACUAGAAAAAAUGGAAUACCAGGAAGUGGAGUUUCUUAAAUGGGAUGACGUGUUUAGCAGGACGCUGGGAAGAAUGAACGAGUGCUAUCAGCUGGUCUUUCCUGGACGAGCACCUGUUGUAAAGAAGGGCCGCGUUGAGCCGAUAGACAUUUCUGUGGCAUCUCGAGGCUCAAAUAAGAAGGUGACUCUAAUAAAGAACUUGGAGGUGUACGGUUUGGAUCCCGCAGUCAUAGCCUCCACUUUGCAGCACAGAGUCCAGGCCAGCACGGUGCUGCAGCCUGUACCUGGAGCCAAAGAGCGAGUCCUGGUCCAGAUCCAAGGCAACCAGGUUCAUCAAGCUGGAAACCUGCUACUCGAUCAUUAUCAUAUCGCUCGGAAAUACAUCCAAGGACUAGACAAAGCUUCAAAAAGUGGCAAGAAGAAGUGACAACUCAAGACUUUGUUGAUGGAAAACCAUGUUUUUGAUCAGCCAUUUAGAUGAGCUAAUGCUAGUUCCUGUUUCAAGUAGAUACAAACAUGUCUUGUAUUUUGGCUCCAAAUUAAAUUUCAAAAUAAAGAUUUUUUUUUAAAGAA